GAUUAGACCGAUUACAUCAGACUUGCAAUGGAAAGGUUACCAGCGUAUUCUUUGAGUGUUUCUACAAGUGACACCGAUUCCGAGUUAUUGCGAGUUAAGAAAAAAAUAGAAAAAAUAGAAUGUGCUCUUCGCUUAACUUUUGCAUUGAUAGUGUUGCUGGUUUUAUUCAACAUUGCUCUUGGCGUGAGUUUAAUCAUGAAACAUAAUGAAAUAAGUGGCAAACAAAAUCAAAACGACGACAAUGAAUUAAUGACAGAAAUCCUGUCGUUAAAAGACAGAUAUCUUGACAUUCUGAACAGAAUUGAAUACGAGGACAAUGAAAUGAAGUUAGACAUCGGGUCGCUAAACGACACAAAUCUUGAAAUUCGUGGAAAUCAGAACGACAAUCAAGAACUAAAGUCGGAAAGAAAUCAUGUAUUUCAAUUGGAACAAUCUGGCAAUUGUCUAGACACACUUCACCGUACGAAAAAUGCCUCUCUUGAGUUAUUUGAAUGUCACGAUUACGGUGGUAACCAGGAGUGGGAGUUUACAGUGGAUGACGAAGUUAGAAAUUGUUACUCAUGCCUAUCGUUUGCAAACACAACUUCUCAAUCGAUAAUUAUCGACGAAUGCAACGGUUCAGUAAACCAAAAAUGGAAAUUCAUGUCUGGCAAUUUGCAGAACACCAUUUUUGAUAUGUGCGUUCAAGUGGUAUCGGAAUCUAAUUUAAUUGCAACAAAGUGUAAUUCAUCAAGUCCGUCACAAACAUUCAAACGAAAUUUUCUGUACAAAAUUAAUCGAUUCUGCACAUUCAAACAAGCCGAUUAUGUUCUGUUAAACGCCGCCAAGAUAUCCGUUGCUGAUAAUGGAUUUCUUUUGUCCGAAGCACAAUGCCUUCGUUACAACAAUGAGUCGUCGUUAGCAUUCGAAAAUUGUGAUCGACAGUCGACGUCGCAGAAAUGGGAAUACACACCCCACGACGGCCAGAUAAGAAACAUUUUCGAUAACGUUUGUGUGGAAAAGAAAGAUGACGCCACAGUUGCAGUGAGUAAAUGCAAUGCAAAUUCGAAAUCUCAACGGUGGACCUGUGAUAUGGACUAAUUUUAUUUUUAUUUGAAUUCGUCAUAUGGUUUUGUCAGCUAAAAAUAUUUUCCGGAAAUCAUAUGCCAAUUCUGAGUCACAUCCAUGCUGAUAACUUAAAAUAAUUAAUUUCGAUAACUUUCUUCGUUCCACCAAUCAUUACAAGUGUUACAUUUUAACGGAAUUACUAAUCAUGUGCGAUUAACACCAGCUUCAUUUGCAAUAUGCUACAGGGAGACCUUUUUGGUCAAUUUAUGGAAAUAAUUGGUAUUUGGUAAUUCCGUCUGAUUGUAAAUACGAGGUCCCACCGGUCUCGGUGGGCUAGAUCCUUUAACGUUAUGUAAAUGUUUGUAAAUUUAAAUGAAACAAUUAAAUAUUCUGACAAACUUUCA
Messenger RNA from Bradysia coprophila, 1451 nucleotides. RefSeq lists its product as uncharacterized. The record is from RefSeq and is a predicted model, not a curated record. Lineage: Eukaryota; Metazoa; Arthropoda; Insecta; Diptera; Sciaridae.